Molecule: messenger RNA, 1039 nt
Organism: Haemonchus placei
Lineage: Eukaryota; Metazoa; Nematoda; Chromadorea; Rhabditida; Trichostrongylidae
Source: the annotation of a GenBank genome assembly
AUGAGAAGAAGCCCAGUGAUUCUAUUUUUACGGAGACUUCACGGAGGAAAAGAGAAGGUUUCUGAUCAUUCCGAAGCCUUACGGAGUAUCAUGCGUUGGUGAACCUCAAAAAGAAGGGGGAGUGUUUGAAAAUAGCGUCUUCAAUAGAAAGGAUCCAGAUGAAGUUCCUCUGAAGAAAGUGGUCAACCAAGGUGUUACUAUUUCGGAAUGUAUACCAGGACUAUCUCGAUUAUUCAACGAACCCCAACUAAUGUUCUGCACUGGACUCAAAAGGUAUCUGUCCGGUGCGAUUGUGUUGCCAGCAUGUAGUGCCGAUUUCGAGAAUAUUAAGAACAGCAUCAAAUAUGCUGCCGGAAAACCAGCCAACUGCUCUCCUCAUUAUAGAGCAUUAGCCCUCCUCGUGUCAUCACCUCCAAACUCUACUGGAUCGUUGAGUGGCUAUGCUACUUUUCAGUCCAACGGCAAAGUCUCUGAGUACAUUUUUGUGGAGCAAAAUGCUGGAAGACGGGCACGUACUGGUAAAUUCGCUGUCGCUGGUUCCAUGGAAUGGCGAGUUCUAAGCGAACGCUAUGGUUGUUCGUUGGUGGAGUUUACAGUGGAUAAAUUUGCCCGCCAUCUUCCGCGUCUAAUGUUCUCACACAUGCUAUGUCCAAUCCUUGGAGACGAACUGUACGGGAAUCGUCUUAUCGAAAUCGAUGGCAAACCGGCAACGGUCCAGCCCAAGGAUUUACGACGUGUGAGGAACGCUCGGUACUUCCCUAAAGCCCUCACGGAUCAUCUUGGGGUUACUGCAGCGGAAUUGCAGAGGGUGAUGCCUCUCUAUUGCCACGUGCAUUCCACGUUCUUUCCGCGUUAUGGUUGGAAGGUCGGUCGACCGAAGAGAGAACAGGACUUUGCUGAUCUCUAUGCCAACAUUCCGCCCCCACAGCACUUUCUGGCUAUGGCGGAAGCGCUAGGAAUGAACGAUGCACUAAUGAAGUAUUUCCAAGACGACGAUGACGACGGUGAACAACUGAUCGGUGGAGAUGAGAAGCUCUGA